AUGUCCUCCCUCUCUCCCUCUCUCCCGUCACACCCCCCUCCUCCUCCUCAUCCCUCCCAUGUCCUCCCUCUCUCCAUCUCUCCCGUCACACCCCCCUCCUCCCUCAUUCCUCCCAUGUCCUCCCUCUCUCCCAUGUCCUCCCUCUCUCCCGUCACACCCCCCUCCUCCCUCAUUCCUCCCAUGUCCUCCCUCUCUCCAUCUCUCCCGUCACCCCCCCCUCCUCCCUCAUUCCUCCCAUGUCCUCCCUCUCUCCCGUCACACCCCCCUCCUCCCUCAUUCCUCCCAUGUCCCCCCUCUCUCCAUCUCUCCUCUCCCGUCACCCCCCUCCUCCCUCAUUCCUCCCAUGUCCUCCCUCUCUCCCGUCACACCCCCCUCCUCCCUCAUUCCUCCCAUGUCCUCCCUCUCUCCCGUCACCCCCCCUCCCUCCCCCUCAUUCCUCCCAUGUCCUCCCUCUCUCCAUCUCUCCCGUCACACCCCCCUCCUCCCUCAUUCCUCCCAUGUCCUCCCUCCCUCUCUCCCGUCACACCCCCCUCCUCCCUCAUUCCUCCCAUGUCAUCCCUCUCUCCAUCUCUCCCGUCACACCCCCCCUCCUCCCUCAUUCCUCCCAUGUCCUCCCUCUCUCCAUCUCCUCCCGUCACGUCCCCCCUCCUCCCUCAUUCCUCCCAUGUCCUCCCUCUCCCCCGUCACAUCCCCCCUCCUCCCUCAUUCCUCCCAUGUCCUCCCUCUCUCCAUCUCUCCCGUCACCCCCCCUCCUCCCUCAUUCCUCCCAUGUCCUCCCUCUCUCCCGUCACAACCCCCUCCUCCCUCAUUCCUCCCAUGUCCUCAUCCCUCUCUCCUCUCUCCCGUCACACCCCCCCUCCUCCCUCAUUCCUCCCAUGUCCUCCCUCUCUCCCUCUCUCCCGUCACACCCCCCUCCUCCCUCAUUCCUCCCAUGUCCUCCCUCUCUCCCGUCACACCCCCCUCCUCCCUCAUUCCUCCCAUGUCCUCCCUCUCUCCAUCUCUCCCGUCACACCCCCCUCCUCCCUCAUUCCUCCCAUGUCCUCCCUCUCUCCCGUCACACCCCCCUCCUCCCUCAUUCCUCCCAUGUCCUCCCUCUCUCCCGUCACACCUCCCUCCUCCGUUUCAACCCCUGUGUUUCUUUCUCCAUGCAUUACAACAACGCUAUACCUACAACUUUCGCCUUGUUUAUCCCUUCUGAAACUUGAAAAGUGCAUUUGA
Molecule: messenger RNA, 1218 nt
Organism: Knipowitschia caucasica
Lineage: Eukaryota; Metazoa; Chordata; Actinopteri; Gobiiformes; Gobiidae
Source: the annotation of a GenBank genome assembly